Molecule: messenger RNA, 936 nt
Organism: Trichoderma atroviride IMI 206040
Lineage: Eukaryota; Fungi; Ascomycota; Sordariomycetes; Hypocreales; Hypocreaceae
Molecular function (GO): catalytic activity; 4 iron, 4 sulfur cluster binding
Source: RefSeq, a predicted model, not a curated record
AUGCCACCACUUGUCGGAGGAGAUCUCCGAUGGACAGAUGGACGAAGAGCCCGCAGUGGCCAAGUGCCAAUUUCUGUGAACUAUCAUUUCUCUCGGGUUUGCAAUAAAGAGUGUAUUUUUUGCUUCCACACCGCAAUCACGUCACAUAUUGAGAGUAUAGAGAAUGCAAAAAAGGGUCUCUUACUCCUGAAGCAAGCUGGCAUGAAGAAGAUCAACUUUGCUGGUGGAGAGCCUUUUCUCCAUCCAAAGUUUCUUGGUGCAAUGAUCGAUUUCUGCAAAGACGCCCUUUGCUUAGAGUCUAUCUCCAUUGUCACGAAUGGCAGUCUCGUGAGGGAGUCAUUCCUUCGCAAUCAUGGUCAUAACAUCGACAUUCUAGCUGUCAGCUGCGAUUCGUUCAACGAAGCCACAAACAUCAAAAUCGGCCGUGGAUCCGGCAAUCAAGUUGCAAAGCUAUACGAAAUUGCCGCCUGGUGCCAGAAAUACAACAUCAAGUUCAAGCUAAACACAGUGGUGAACAAAUUCAACCACUUGGAGAACAUGAACAAGCAUAUCGGUGCCCUUCAGCCAUUCCGAUGGAAGUGCUUUCAAGUGCUGAUUGUUGCUGGAGAGAAUGAUUCCGAUGAUACUCUUCGCAACGCAAAAAGUCUUGUCAUUUCUGACGAUGAAUUUGACCAAUAUUGCCAGAGACACGGCGACCAAAAGUGUCUAGUACCAGAGCCCAACAGGCUAAUGGCAAAAUCCUACUUGAUCCUUGACGAAUACAUGCGGUUCUUGGACAGGGACGGCAAGCAGCCAUCAAAGUCCAUCUUGGAGGUUGGUGUUAAAGACGCUCUAAAGGCCGUCUUCUGGGAUGAGGCAGCAUUUCUUGAACGAGGAGGCAUCUACGACUGGAACAAGUCAUCUUGUUCUUCGGAUAAUAAGGAACUGGAGUGGUGA